GAGGGCGCCCCGGGUCAGCUCCCUCCUCAACAUGCCGGGACGGCUACCGCAGCCAAUCACAGUUCGGCUUCAACCACUUUGACUAAGUUAGAGUUCAUCGUGAUUUAGGUGGCGCUUGAAGGAAACAUCCUACUUUGACUUCUGCUUUUCGUCUCUCCCGCUUGUCGUCUGUCUGUAACAUGCCGCUGGAGCGGCCAGCCGCCUCACUGAGCACACUUCGGGUCAAAGUUAGUGACGGGAGCGGAAGGAGCCCGAUAUGAAGAUGUAUCUGCGCCUCGUCAUCGCUGGAAGUCUCGGCUUGCUUUGGUAUUUUUCAGACUGUGGUCGCGCGCUGGCACAGCUCUUCAUAUUUGUUCUCUUCUGCAUUUCGACUCCAUUGUUAUGUUCGAACGGUGGUCGAGAGAACAGCACUCAAACCGACGAGGAGACAUCAAAGCUCCCGCUGCUGGGAACUGAUGAAGAGGAGUCCUCUGACUUGAUUGAUGGGGGAGCUCUUGCUCUGUCUGACCCGCUGAAGCCAUGCUGUCCUGAUGUGAAGAGGUCUCUGCAGCAAGUGUUCGAGUGUGCCUAUGCUCAGCUGGUCCUGCCCUGGUAUGAAGUGCCUGAGCCCUGCGAGCAGCAGCCUCUCCACCAGGUCCUCAGCAGAGAAAUUGACUUUGUGAUCGAUCGCAUCAUUGGGAAGGCCAUAGACUUUGAUAUCUGCCAGGCAGUGGUGGGCUCCAUUCGGAUUUUCACUCAGCACCUGCAUAAUGCAAAGCAGCCUGACAGAGAGCUCUUGUUCAGCUCCAGAGCAGAGGAGUUAGCAGUUCUCAGGGAGCUUUCUGACGCCCUGGUUCGCAACCUUUUUUCCAAACCUCUCUUGGGGCAAGAAGUGAACUGCUGUGCCUUAAAUGAGAUCAUUGCCUUAAAGGGAUUGGGGCUGUUGGUAAACUGGCUAUCCGACCCCGACAACCUGAACCAGCUGGUGGUGAACCAGCUCGACAGCGUCUCCCUGAAAAACUCUGCGGAGGAGCUGCACGUUUCCGACCCAGAUGAACCCUUCCUGGAUUCGCAGGGCGCUGAAGGCGAGGAGGAAGGCGGUGAAAUGAGUUUGUCUAGAGAAGCUGCUUCAAGCGAUUGUGAGAUCAAGGAAAAAACUAAAGUUAACAGGUUGAAAGUGGGAUGGUCCAAAUUUGUUGACAAAGUGAAGUCUAAGAAAGCCAAAAAGAAGAGGAUGAAGCAAGUGGAGCAGAACCUGGUGAUGAGGUUCAUGGCCAUCCACAACGAAUCAGCCAAUGAGGAGGGUGGGAGCAGCAGAGAGGGCUCCAUUAUUAGCCAAGAGGAGUCUGACAGGGAAGACAGUGAUAUAGAAGACUAUCUGGCGAGCGUCCAAGAGGACCUGAUUGAAUUCAAGUUGUCUUAUGAGAUGUGGCGUGUCGGCCACUGGACUGUCAGCAUCCCUCAUGCUGACUGGGAGCAGGAGGAUGAGGAGGAGGAGAAGGAGCUGACCUUCACCGUACACCUGGAAGAAAAAGACAGCCCCGAGAAUCUGCAGUGGGACAUCAAAAAGACCUACAUGGAUGUUGUCCAUUUUCGCAACAUAUGGCAGGAUUCCUCCAACAUUUCUGAGAUUCUGGACCUGGGCGAGUGUGAGGUCAGCAGUGAGAUAAAAGAGGAAGCAAGGGCAUCAGUGGAGCGCUUCCUGCAGGAUUUGAUUUCAGAUGACCUGAUUGGCCACACUCAGCCAGUUUUUCAGUUCCUGUGUCCACUUGACAAACUUCUGAAUGAAGAGGUUCAGUCUGGAGGUGUAUGGGGGCUUCUCAGUGGUCUGGCUUAUCUACUGACUCCUGGUCAUGAGGAAGAAGAGAGCUCUAGCCUACAGACAGAAGUCCCCAAAGAAAACACAGUGUCAUCUUCACAUCCAGAACCCACAGCUCCGUCUUUAGAGAAUCACUGUAACUCUGUUCAGAACGGCAGCGUCGGCUCUCCUCUCCCAUCUAUAGUCGUCUCCCAGUACGAUUCUCCUCAAGUGCCAGCAGAGGCAAAGAGGGAUCAAGAUCCGCCGCCUGCUGUUGAUUCAGACGACUCGCAUGACAGCAGCUGUCAAGACAAACCGGAGGACUCUGAAAAUACUUUCACCACUCACUUGAAAACAAUCAUGAAGGGACUGACCAGAUCCAGGUCGCAGGACUCUCUGAGCUCAACGAAGAGCGCCGGCAACGAGGAAGCGUCUGACACCGCCUCGCACCAGGAAGGAGCAGAAACGCCACUGCUGCCCAGUUCCAGUGCAAGGUCACAUAAAAAAGAUAGAUCCCAUUUCAGGAUGGCUGUUGCAGGACACAAGUCCAAAGGAAAAGAAGCACAGAACCCCCCAGUGAAAGGAGAGGACUCGCAGUAUCAGAAGUGUCAAACCAACUGGGAGCAGCUGGAGGCUACAAAAGCCAUAUUUGAUCUGCUGAAAGAAAUCUCAGGAAACUCCAUACUUAUUAACUUUUUUGACGCCUUUUUAAAACCUGUGAUGCCGAUCUUGAAAAAGAAAAUUAAUUCUUUUCUCAACAAGAUAGUCCCCUCAGAAGAGCACAUGGCCGGGUACAUCAACAUGCUCAAGAAUAAACAGUGGCCCAAGUGUCCGGCAGCAGUUCUUCCUCCCCGCACCAAAGAGGAUAAAGAUGAGACCAGAGCGCGAGCUCAUGACCUCAUCAAUGCCAGAUAUUCAAACUUUAUUGUCCUGAAGAAGACGGACGUGGAGUCGGUUUUUAACCUUUUUCAGGACAGUGAAGAAAACAAAAUGCUGGUUUAUAGGCUUCUUUCAUUCCUGUUGCGAGAAUUUCUGCAAGAUGAGGAAUUUCCAACUUCUGCAGCUCUUCAGAAACUGUACACGUCCUCCAACUGAAUGAGCAUCUGUUUCUGUGUUUUCACCCAGCUGCUGAAUGUUUUCACAUCUCAUGUUGUUGGACCAUCUUUAAAUUCCUUAAAAGACACUCAGGACCAUUCGAGUAUAACACAUAACAGUAUGCUUUCCAUUUUACGUCAAACUUACUGUGAAGUUUUCACUUGGAGUCACUUAAGUGCCUUCUCAGCUGUCGGUGUAAAAACUGUGAACAUCUCUGGGAUUCUACUUAAAUUAUGAUCAAAAACUGAAACUGAUCUGAACUUUAUACUUGUCUGAAUUUAACUAGAUGCAUUUUUGUGUACAAGCUAUAUUUUUCUAAACGUUCUGUCACUUUGAGCACUUUUUCAUGGUGGGGAUGAUGUUGUCUCUGAAUAAAAACAUAUCUAAAAAGGCCAAAUUGCAUAAAAAGUUUCCUAAUCUCAAUGUUCAGACCAUUUAACUGGAAGAAAACUUGAAUUUUUGCUAAUAAAAUAUUUUGAUAAAGCUGGA
This is a messenger RNA of Oryzias melastigma (Indian medaka), 3361 nucleotides long. RefSeq lists its product as uncharacterized. Bases 257 to 2872 code for a protein of 871 amino acids. Lineage: Eukaryota; Metazoa; Chordata; Actinopteri; Beloniformes; Adrianichthyidae. The transcript is spliced from 16 exons. The record is from RefSeq and is a predicted model, not a curated record. Gene Ontology annotation, cellular component: early endosome membrane; intracellular membrane-bounded organelle. Gene Ontology annotation, molecular function: phosphatidylinositol binding.